Colletotrichum godetiae is the source of this 672-nucleotide messenger RNA. RefSeq lists its product as uncharacterized. Lineage: Eukaryota; Fungi; Ascomycota; Sordariomycetes; Glomerellales; Glomerellaceae. Bases 160 to 672 code for a protein of 170 amino acids. The record is from RefSeq and is a predicted model, not a curated record. The transcript is spliced from 4 exons. Gene Ontology annotation, biological process: mycotoxin biosynthetic process.
GAUAAGGCGUCACUUAAUUGUGGAAAAGGCCACAUAGGUAGCGACCCGAAUGGCUUCGUACCUCCAGGGAUUGGUGAACCACCGAGGUGGAAACUGUUUGAUAGCACGUCGCCAUACUACAUUGAGGAGGAUACUUUCUAUGAUUUGAACAAGACGAAGAUGAUGGCCAAAAGACUGAAGAGUCUUCACAACUCCUCAAACGUCCUUGUGAAUGGCAACUUCGCAGAUUGGAAGAAGCCAGACGGCACGGUUGCGAAGCUGCCAGCUUAUUAUUCUACAGUGUCAUACCGACAAACCUACAUCAUCCGUUCUUUUCACCAGAUGCAUUGUCUUAUUUCUAUUGCCGAGGAAUAUGGCCACAGGGCCAACAACGUCUCGUCUCAGUGGGCUCCCAAGCACAUAGCCCACUGUCUCAACGCUAUCCGUGAAGCCAUCAUGUGCUUAGCGGACGCUACGCCAAUGACCUACGUGAACGGCUUCGCUGUCGGUCAUGUCACGGAUGACCAGCAAUUCAUGUGCAGGGACUGGUCAGCGCUGCGCAGGUGGGCGAACGAUCCGGUGAGGGGAAUCCGCUAUAAGAACGUUGCUCCUGAGGGGGCGGGCUAUGACAACAAUACGGAGAUUAUCCCCUUCCCAGAGCUCUCUGAGUUGGAGAAGGUCGGUUUAGCUUGA